AUGCAAUUGGAUAAGAAGAGCAGUCGUGCACUCAUCCUCAUCAUUUCCACCUUCACUUAUCUCCUUUUUGGCGCUUAUGUCUUUGAUUUAUUAGAAUCGAAAGCUGAUUAUGAGCUCCGAGACGAGCUUACUUACAUUCGAUAUCUUCUACAAAAAAAGUACAACUUUACAACAAAAGAUUUUUCGCUUUUUGAAACGAUUGCUGUCAAAUCGAUCCCCCACAAGGCUGGUUAUCAAUGGAAAUUCGCUGGCGCUUUCUAUUUUUCCACUGUUGUCAUCACUACUGUUGGUUACGGUCAUUCUGCACCUGAAACAUUAGCCGGUCGUCUAUUCUGUAUGUUGUUUGCUCUAGCUGGAAUCCCCCUUGGACUUGUGAUGUUUCAAUCAAUUGGUGAACGAGUCAAUACAAUGAUCGCUUGUUGUUUGCAUAGGAUCCGUUCUCUCCUCCGCUCUUGUGGCUUUCAAAUCCUUCCGAAAAUCACUCCAACUCAUCUAAUCAUCACCUCUCUUUCCAUUGGAUCAACAAUUAUCCUCAUCGGUACCUAUGUCUUCCAUCGGAAUGAACGAUGGACACUUUUUGAGGCAUAUUACUAUUGUGUGAUUACUUUGUCAACGAUCGGUUUUGGUGAUUAUGUUCCAUUGCAAAAAGAGGGAAUCCUUCAAAAAGACCCAGUCUAUGUCCUUUUCACGCUUUUCUUUGUACUCACGGGUUUAGCCGUUUUCUCGGCUUGUGUUAAUCUGUUGGUGUUGAGGUUCAUGGCCAGCAACACUGAUCCAGUCUCCGCAGCAGCUCGUGAACCACCAAAAACUGUCGUUUUUGAGUUAUUGGCCUCGAGAACCCUCGCGAGUCGAUCGUGGGAUCCACAAAGGAAAACUUCGGCAUACUCGUCGAAUUAUCGGGCUUCAAUGGAAUCAUCAACUUCAAUGAAGAAAAGUCUCUCGAAUUUGAAAACUCAGAAGAAAAUCAGAAAACUUGAUUGUUGUCAUUGUUUCUCGAGAGAAGAAAAGAAGAAAAAGGAAAAAGAAAAGGGGAAUUCGAUUCGAAAGAUACCAUAUCGAGUUCGAAUGGGACCGAUUGAAAGUGUGGAACAUUUGGCUAGAUCUGCUUCUGGGAAAUCA
Messenger RNA from Mesorhabditis belari, 1119 nucleotides. The record is from the annotation of a GenBank genome assembly. NCBI's taxonomy places the organism in Eukaryota, Metazoa, Nematoda, Chromadorea, Rhabditida, Rhabditidae.